Mya arenaria is the source of this 7001-nucleotide messenger RNA. RefSeq lists its product as uncharacterized. The coding region runs from base 277 to 4086 and encodes 1269 amino acids. The transcript has 34 exons. The record is from RefSeq and is a predicted model, not a curated record. Gene Ontology annotation, molecular function: protein binding. Lineage: Eukaryota; Metazoa; Mollusca; Bivalvia; Myida; Myidae.
UCUACGCGUAUAGAUACGAAGAUUUUUGUAAACUUUAAUGUUCUUACUUUUCACUUUCGAUAAAUAUACUGUAAAAUAAGUGUUUAUUGACUAACUCUAAGUUUACUCCAUUUGUUAGGGUUUCAAAUAAAAUAAAGGCGAAUAUGAUAGCGAACUAUGUUAAGUAAGCGUAUGAAGUUGUUUACAUGAAGUAUGUUGUUAGGUCAACUUGUGAGCUAGGAAUUUGUGACAAAACGUUAAAAGUUUCAAUGUGAUAAGUACACACCAUGAGAUAAAAUGAGGAUAACACAACAGCUGUUACGAUCCCGAGCAGCAGCUCCUCUGCAGGUUGUUGAGUUUCUAGACCUCUCAAACCUGGGUAUAGUUUCCAUAGAGAAGCUGAACAGCUGCCCUAAGCUUCAGGCUCUAAACCUGCGUGGAAACUCCAUUGUAGAAGCGUCCAACCUUGAUCUGAUACGCAAUCUCUGGAGACUUGACCUAAGCAAUAAUGAGAUUUGUGAUCUGGACUGCUUGGCGAAGUUUGUUACCAUGGGAACACUCAAUCUUGCAAACAACAACAUCGGUUGGCAGGAGGUCGGGAAGUUAAGACACAUGCACAUCCUGGAGCUCAGUCUCCAUGGCAACAAACAACUUGAGAAAGACCCUUACUACCGCAUACAUCUGAUAGAUUGUCUCCCGUACGUCUGGAUGCUGGAUGGACGCAUGAUCACAUCUGCAGAGAGGCUUCAGGUGAAACACUUCUUCGCUGACAGUGCCCUUACAGACCACCCUAUAAGGCGUAAACUUUCAAAAGAAUGGUUUGUCCCGUCAUCUUUAAAGAGGAUUGACGUCACCGGGGUGUAUGGGGAAAAGGCCACCCACAUGAUGAUACGGUUUCCAGCUAAUGGGCCCAGCAAUAUUGACUCAGACAGACGGAGAUUGAAAUACCUUGCCCAAAAUGCCGAAGAAGACCUCGUCCUGGAGAAAAAAUACUCAAAAAGGGAUUUCCAGGUGCUAAAGUACCGGCGAACGUUCAUACAGGAUAUUCUCGAUGCUCGGGCUAGUGACCGAGAGAGGUGCAACAUGCUUAUGCUGCUUCUAGUUGCCACAUUAGAAUUUGUCAUGCCAACACAUUUAGUCAAAGAAACUUUAGAAGUGGCCAAACUUAGCAAAGUAGGAAAAUUGUAUACAAUGGACCUUUUCCUGUUACCAAAAGACAUCCGAUGUAGAAUCGUGUGUAUUCUACUUGGCGCAAUCAAAAUCGACAAAGAUCUGAAAGAGGAUGGAGGACUGUAUGACAAGUUGUACCUGUGUUUGUUCUACACUGUUGCUGAGCUCUCGAAACUGUCGAACUCCAUCCCCGGAAGGAACAAUGCACCAAAGAUGAAAAUCUCUCAACUUUACCGAGACUACAAGUGUUUACUAGCGUCGGAGAUUGUUCAGUUGCUGUGUAUUGUUCCAGCAUUCUUUGAGUAUAUCGACAGGGAUGUCGACCUCCCAGGUGCCAAUGGCGUGAUGAAUCUUCUGGUGACUGCAACAGGGGACACGAUGAUCACAGACAAAGUGGCAAAACUCACAAGCAACAUUCACAAGGCUGGGGGUGACACAAAGAAGCUAUACGAGGAGUUGUCAGAUUUUCUCCUACAGAAGGUGCAGGAGCUGUCACUUAACUUGAACAACAAGACGCACAACCUUACACAUGAGGAUCAAUUGAUUAACAACACUAAGUCAAAACCAAUGAAAAGUACCCGUUCUCCCCUGGACGCAGCUGAUUAUCACAUGAAGGGGAUUUCAAGCCCAAACCUUGACCCUCCGUCCGUGCUGAGUGCUCGCAGGCAGUCGGAACGUGAAAGAAAACACUUCCCAAGACUGGGCGACUAUUUGCUGCUUGGUCCACAGACUCUGGGCAAAGUAAUAGGCCUCCCCCAGCCAUUUGUGGCCCAUGUGGCAAUGGACUCCAUACCUGUUGCGAAUGGUGCGAUGGAGAGCAAGUUACGUGAGAGUGAGGACCACUACACGUACGUCAAUAUGGACCAGCUUGAUUUUGACAUUGACCUUGGCUUCUGGAAACCCAAGGGAUCCAUUGGCGACAGCAUGUUACGAGAGUUUCUGGCGUUUAGUAAUGGCGCAUCGAGCAAGCUGCGAACCAGCCCCUUUAUACAACCGCUCACCAAGGGGUUGCUGUUCUCAUCAACAGUUCCCUUUAUGGACCCUAAACAUUACAUUUUCCAUUGCAAAUGGUUCACCAUUCACACAAUUGAGGACCUACGCAAAGAGCUUAAUCGUCGUGCCAACCUGGUUGGUGACCAGAUGCCUCGCCCUAACUCGCCUGAGGAAUCUUUACGCCCAUACUCUGCUAGUCCCCGCCCCGGGGGUCGUGACACGGCCACACCCCUUCUCUUCUCACCCGGAAUGCAGUCGGUUUUGGAGGAGAACGGUCACAGGAGAAAUAAUUUGAGCCAGGUUGAGUACACGCCACGUCCCAUGACCUCUGUACUGAAAGAGAAACUGGACCUGAAACUGGACUUCAGUGCCCGACGCGUCCAGUCCGCAGGUCCGUCUGAGCAUCUGUCCCUGACCACCAGCAGUCCGCGAAACACACCAGAACCUCCGGUAACGGAUGAAGUGAUAGAGUCCAAGCCAGAUUGUGUCCACUGCGCUAUGGCCGUGGCCCAACAGUUAACUGACCAACAUACUGACCACCAGCAUUUAACUGACCACACACAUCAGAAUGGACAUCAGCAGCACCAAACAGAACAAGAACAGCAGCAGCAACACCAACAGCAGCAAAAUCAAGGAGACAAUAACCAGGCAAAUGUUGAAAGCUCUCCUAUGACCCAGACUCAUGCAGAGGAUGCUCAGGGUCAGCCAGACGCUCAUCAGACACCUGAAGGGGAACCGAUACAUCCUUCUAAUGAAGGCGAGAGCAAUAAAGAAAAUGAGCAGCCGGCAGACAACACAAACACAUCAAAAUCCCCAAAAGACGUUGACCAAGUUAAUGGCGAGGUACAUCACUCCCCCACAGUUCCACAUGAAAGUAGCCAAACAGUGGAUGAGGGCCUUGCACAUUCAGAUGAGGAGCCUGAGUUGCAGGGUCUUGUAACAUCGAGAACUGAGAGACCUGCAAGUGCUCCUGGGGUCAAGGUCGUAACUCCAGGGGUCAAGCUUGAUUUGAGCGGUGUUCCAAUAAGAAAGUCUAACUCAAGUCUGAGAAUAAAUAUUCCCCAGAUGGACCUACAUGAUGAAGAUGAGUCGAGUGCCAGAAAAGGGAGACCACCACCUAGAAUGAGGGGCAGACAAGUCUUUACAACAUCAAGAGCCCCCCUCAAAACUGGGAAGUUGAGUAUGCAGAACAAGAACAGACCAUACAGCGCAAUGGACGCGUAUCGUUACAUUAUGGAACAUCCCCGUAAGCCCAUAGGUAGCUCGGAGAACUUGUUUAACACCUCAUAUCAGGAACAGAGAACGGAGGCUUGGCGACAAUCUGCUGCUACUACUGCUUCUUCUAAUGCGCAUACACCACGACAGGGCACGCCUCCACCUCAGCGGCCCUCAUCGCCUGACCACAAAACGCGACCUAGUUCAGGAAUGGCAGUGACACGGGCUAAUGAUUGGAUGGCAGGGGGUCGAGACCUCUAUUGGGAGUCCAUACAGAAGCGACCCCGCUCGGGUCACAUCCCCGGCUGGAAAGAGGGACUGCCUGACAACAUGAGGAGACCGAAAUCAGCUGUUGCUGCUCGUACACUGAACAGGCAGACAAGGCGGUCCCACCCUGUCACUCCAUCAUCCCUGGCACAUGAGGCCAUGAUGCAAGGUGGCCGGUUCAACUCCCCUCGAUGGCCUCUCGAGUUGCCAACAAUGCUCGAGCUAUCAGACUACGCGCCCAUGCACCAGCAAAUGGGGCUCCCGCGACGUCUUGGUUCGGCCGGGGCUCCUGUAGACCAGCCCGUUCAAGAUUUGGUGUAUAGAAUACCCCCAAGUUCAUGUGAGCGCAGCCCCCGUUCUCAAAGCACGAUCAGCGGGGCUCAUCAGAACAUGACCAGCAUUUUUGAAGACGAUGAAUUCAACGUCGUCAAUACUGAAUACACUUUUCCGUUUGGGCUCUAACAUUAAUCGGAAAUUUCAAUGUUACAAAAUAUGUUGGUUUAAAUUUGAUGUUGUUAAAAAGGAAAAAAACAACUGAAAAAUAGUGUCAUAGAAUAUCAUCCUACAAUUGUAUGUUAGAUAGCUUUCAAAAAAAAUGUCAUGGCAUUUUCAUAGCCUUGAAGUUGUUGGCAUUGUGGAAAAACUUUAAACCUAUGCCAAAACUAAAGAAUUGUUUCAAAUAAUUAACAUGGUUGCUCAUGAAACAAUUGUUAUUAGUGACAAUACACAAAAUUAUAGCAAACCCCAUAAGGCGACUAUAAAUUAAUUGCUAGAUUUUCAUUCCCGCCCUCCCCUUAAAUUUUAUUGACUCAAAUUAAAAUGUUGAACUCAGGUAAUUGCGUAUCGGUCUGGUACAUUUUCACAUGUAAAAAAAGGAGAUUUGUUAGGAUCAUGUUCGUUGUUUGUCUAGAAGCACAUGCAUAUGGUCCUUUAUGCAAUGAGAAAGAGCAUGAACAGAUAGUCAAAGGUGUAACAGUCAUCUAAGAAAAAUAAAAAUAACAUCCCUGCCCCCAUUUAAAAAAAUAUUUUGGAUGAAAAUCUAGCGAUUAAUUUAUAUUGGCUUAAUGCUGGCUUUAAUAAUUAUCGAGAUAGACCUGUUACAGUGACUUACUCACAGAGUUUGAUUUGGUUACGGUUUUCUUUAAACAUUAUAGAAAUUGAGUUUUCUUACACUAAAAUCUUGUUCAUAUCUAUUUCCUUAAUGUUUUUUGUGUUUGAGUUUCCGGGUAUUGAGGACUAUAUUUGUAGUACUAUCAGUAUUAAUCUGUAUUGAGUGCUUAGUGCAAAAAUGAUUGUUACUCCUACUAUUUUGUAUGAAGUAACAAUGGUCUUGCCCUGAGCCCUCCUGUUAUACAUAUUGUAUAUAGGAUAUUGAAGAGACGUGCCUCGGUUGACAUCAACGUUCUCGGGUUAAUAUUUUAUGCUAUUACCCUCCAUAGGAUCUGUUAUUUAUUUUAUUACACCAAAAUGCAUCUACUAAUACGGAUUUUUAUCUAUAUUUUGUAAGCAACUAUUGAACCCAGGUGCUUGAGAAAGCAAGAAAUAUAUUUUAAAAUGAAAAUGAAGGUAGUAUUAAAAAUCAUCACAUGCAACAUUACAGCAUUACUUAUGAUGACUUUAUAAGGUAAUUUUAUGAAGGCAGUCACUCGGGGUAUGAUAAUAAACAUGCUUCAUUUAGGAAUAACUUAUAAUGACUAGGUUAUUUUAUAAAGACAGUCACGUUAUGUAUUAUAAUAACUUAUAUGUACAGACUAAUGCCGCAGCCAGGAGAAACAGGGCCUAUAGUGAAUUAAGUAUGUUAAAUUCACCCAUUUAUGCUUUUCUUUUCUGUUAAAAUGUUGAUUUCCAUAAUAAUAUCCAUGAUCUUCAAAAUGAGUGUACACAGCCAUUUUAUACUCAUUAAGGGGACAUUAUUUUGUUUUCAUUUUUGUACUUUUCAUGUGAUAGUUAUUAUUCAUUUUUAUUAAUGAAUUAUUUAGUAAAGCAUAAAUAAAAACUCAUUAGUGUUGGAGGGAAAGCCUCUAUGCUAGCGAGCGCACAUGGGGGAAUGGCAAAAUAAGUCAUUUUAUAGAAGUAUUAAAUGAAUUAAUGGCUUAAUGGAUUUUCAUCGGUUGUGUUGUUGUGAGGCUUUUAAAUUAUUGAAUUAGAAUCUAUCUGUUCCCUUAAAAUAAGUGAAUAAAAAAGAGCACAUUAUUAUUAUGAUUAUCAUCAGAAGUAACUUGUUUUUUAAAAAAAUAUUUAUUUUACAUGUACAUUGUAUAAUAAUUGCCAAUUCGCACUCCAAACAAAAAUAUUAAUUGUGCCAAAUUCAUUAUUAUCCCCCCUGACCAACAAAGCUUAAGGGGAGUAUUGGAGUCACCUAAGGUUGGUCAGUCUGUUGCAAUUUUUCUUGUCUGGAGCAUUACUUGAAAACUACUGAGCACCAUGAGUGGAAGUGCAAAUUACAAGAACCAUAACUUCGUUUCAGCUAAUUACAGAGUUAUAGCCCUUUGUUACUUUAUCUUGUCUGAAGCAUAACUUAAAAACUACUGAAUGGAGUCCAUGUAGAAUUUGGGGGUAUUUGUCACUCCUGUGACAGCGCUUGUUUAAGUCUUUCUUUAAAAUCAUUUUGAACUAUCAUAUUUUUAGCUCAUGUUAAGCAAUUUUAAAAUUCAUACCAGUGCAGACUAUUGCAUUUAUAUUUUUCGAUUUGAGAGGACAGGGGCGAUGACAAAACAAAAGGAAAGACUUUGGACACAUCUGUCUGUAAAUAUGUUCCUAACGAGUAGUUAAUUACAAUAUUCUCAGUGAAUAUAUAAAAGGUACUUUAUUACUCUUCAGUUAAUAAUGAGCAAAGUUCCUGCUCACUAUUACUUUGUUAUAUGUCGAUAUUUUUAGCUCAUCUGCUUUUUCAAAGUUUCCAAAGAAAAGAUGGUGUAUUGUGUAAGUGUUGUCAGCCUUUGAAUUUUUUGCCGUAGCGCAAAAUUUGUUCAAGAUUUUCAAAUGAAACUUUGUACACAUGACAAUAUGCUCAUGUACCGAAAUGCCUAUAGCUCGGAGUCUCUUUUUUGACUGAAAAUCAACAUAAGAGUGUUGGCAUAAAUUGCCUUGCAGCGAUUUUGUUAGAGCAUUUAAGUCUGUGACGAGUGCCUUUUUCAUAAGUUAAUGUCAGGAUUGCAAAUAUACAUGUUCGUCAAUUCAACACUUUCUUUGGUUUUAUAUAUUUGUGUACAUAUGAAUUGAAAUAAUAUAUAUUUGUCUGCAUAUAUUUAUUGCAAAUCUGUGAUAUAUUUUAAAGAGUUUAUUUUUAUUUAUCUCAGUGUCUCGGUUUAUUGUCGUGUUUCAAAAUUAACGUAUAAACUGUCUGGAAUCUGGUCAUUAAUAUAUUUGCAAACAUU